Triticum turgidum subsp. durum (durum wheat) is the source of this 342-nucleotide messenger RNA. Lineage: Eukaryota; Viridiplantae; Streptophyta; Magnoliopsida; Poales; Poaceae. The record is from the annotation of a GenBank genome assembly.
AUGGCGAUGUGGGGGUUGAUCUGCAGGUCGAAGUCGAACCAGUACGAGAGCACGUCGCUGGUGCAGGUCGAGGGGGUGAACACCAAGGAGGACGUGGCGUGGUAUGCCGGGAAGCGCCUGGCGUACGUGUACAAGGCCAAGACCAAGAGCAGCGGCACCUGCUACCGCUGCCUCUGGGGCAAGAUCACCCACCCACACGGCAACUCCGGCAUCGUCCGCGCCCAGUUCAAGUCCAACCUCCCCGCCGAGCCCAUGGUCAGGGCGCAAGGUCAGAGUGUUCAUGUACCCGAGCAGCAUCUAAAGCUAGCAUCUGCUGCACUAUCGCUGAUGAUGUUGGUUUAA